Cladocopium goreaui is the source of this 1889-nucleotide messenger RNA. NCBI's taxonomy places the organism in Eukaryota, Dinophyceae, Suessiales, Symbiodiniaceae. The record is from the annotation of a GenBank genome assembly.
UGGGAUGCUGGCUUUCGUUCCCCCCUUCUCAGGUAUUAUGCAUCGUUUUUUUUCUUUCGGCCUUCUUCAAUUUGUGUGCGUUCCCCAAAACCAGCAAACAGAAUGUGGGCUGGGGGUGGGAUGAUCACAAGGGCAGUGACUCAGCAUCCACACCCCAAUUCUGUGGCUCUACUGCCUUAUGAACCCGUGCAUGCGCAGACCUUUGAACCACCCAAAUCUGUGGUUUCACGACCAUUGAAAUACAUGGCUUUGCAGGCCUGUGAACCCAACUCUUUGGGGCCCGAGGACACCUGUCUGUUUGAGGUGUUCGCCUGUCCUGGCAUUCCUUUCUUUGAAGCUUAUUGACACCUUGCCAGGUUACAUUCUCUCAACAUUUUUUUUACUUGGGACUGAGACUUGCAAAAACCCUCACUAUUGACCGCUGCGGAAGCCACAUAGCCAGUACCUCUCUAGCAUCUAAUCUAUACAGUUCUAACUGUAAUUAGCAGAACAAGUGCGCUUCCCCAUGGGUCUACACAUGUCUACACCAGGUUUCAUACUGUUGCCUGAAUUUGAGGGUAUAGAUAUAGAGCUGCUCCAUCCAUCCAAGCCUGCAAAGCAUUUCCCGUGGAGCAUGGAAACCGCACAGUUGGAGACCAGUAGCAGCACCAACCACCGAAGGUUCCAGCCUACGAGCCGUGCCAGGACGCAUGGCUGGAUUCAUUGCUCAGUCUUGGAGCCCUCUGGGGAAUUGUUGCGCAGUGUUCGCCUUGUAGCCUUGUAUAGGAAGUACAGGAUAGCCAGUAUGGAGGACAUGCUGGAUGAAUGUGUCAUAGUUUCAUCGCCAUGCCCAAAGCAUGAUACUGACUGCCAAGAGGCCGGAAAAACGUGUGACUGGUUGAAGUUGAGCCAACGGGUCAAACUCAGGCCCCUGAGCAUUUAGGACCAUUCUAGGACUAUUUGGCAGCUGCGCUUAUUAAAUCAUUACCUGUACACCUGCAUAGGAUGACACCUCACCCUGCGAAAACCUUGCCUGCAAUGAUAUUCGAAGUUUUCAGGGAGUGAGGCAACUAGGGUUAUCAAAACACGCUUUGCCACAAAGCAAGAUGAGGCAUCAGACAAGGCAAACAUUUGAUUCAACCUACCAUUAUGAUCCAUUUUUAUGUUUGUGCUAGAACCGCUGCACAGGCCAAACUCCGUGUUGUUUGGACAAGGAUACCAACUGCACGGCGAGACGCCACCCGAGUCGAAUACAGAAUACGGGACAAGGGCUUCAAGUCAAGAGUUCAUUCUGGCCAAUGCAAAGCUCUCAGAGCGGGAUUGUCCGCCAAAAUGUCCUUUCCUCGGCCAGCCAGAUGCUCCUUUGAGUCAAUAUGAGCCAAUGCCUCCUUAUAUUUACACAUUUUUGCACUGAAGCACAGGCAGUUUGCAUGGUGGGUUUGAAUAGCAGGUUGCAUAGGAACCUCAUAAAACCUAGAAAUACUGUGGAUAUUUCGAGCAAAAGGAUUCGGAGCUUGGACAAAGCAAACCGCAGGAUGCCCAAGCCUCCCAAAGGCUUGGCAAAGGCUUGGGUGCUAUUGAAUUAGUGGCUUGCUGUAGGCAGCAAAGCACCGGCAUGUGGAAUCUCAGCGGAGCCAUCGCAAACUGUUGAUAUCUCGACGUCGAAAGUGCAGACGUAGGUCCACUAUAUAUGGUCCACUUGGACGAGCUUGGACAUGACUUCAGGGGGUGGCCGUCCUGUCCAUGGACUGCUUGCUUUGAUCUUGACUGUCAAGCUUAGACGCUUGUUUGAAAGGCCCUAUACAGUUACCGGGGCAGUCGCAAAUUGUGAAAAUAGUUGAACAUGCAUGCUGUUGAGGAUUGAUGCAGGAGUUUCUGAUUUUCCGAGACUGGAACCGAGUGGCUGCGUG